CUAGUACAUUCGUUAUUCGUUAGUUUUUUUUUGUACCUUAUAUGUUGUGAUUGUAUUAAUUAUAAAAUAAAUUUUAUUUUCAACUACUCAAUUGUGAACAAAUCAUGAAGAUAAAAGCUGUACUUUCCCGGUCUAUUAGAUUUUCAUUUGAACCUCUUUUUCUCGAAUGUUUAUCUAUGAUCGUGUAAUCGGGACUUCCUGUACUUUGACUGGUACGUACUCAAGAAUAAUAAUAAUAAUUGUUAAAGGAAUAGGAAAGAGUGAAGUUCGUUUCGUGUUUAAAAGUUUGUGUAUAAAUAUAAAGUGGUUAAUAGAAUUUGUACAACACAUAGAGUUACUAUUGUAAUCAAUUUAUCGUUAAAUGACAACAACAUAUAGUAAAUAAAAAAGUGAUACAUUAAUGUUACUGAUUGGAGAGAAUUAUAAUAUAGAUACAAAUUGUUAAGAAUAGGAUAGAUAAAUUUGCAACAAUCUAUAAUGGACAAAACACCAGUAUCUAUUUUACAUGAAAUAAUGGCGAAAAAUCUAGUAACGCCUAAUUAUGAGCUUAUACAUGACGGGGGAGGCACACAUAUAAAUACUUUUACAUAUCGGGUAACGUGUGAAGGUCUUACUGCUACUGGUAUUGGACGUUCUAAAAAGGAUGCAAAGCAUGAAGCUGCAAAGGCAAUGUUAGAAGCUAUUGCAGCACAUAGAGGUUAUCUACAAUUACCAGCAUCGCCAGCACAAUCUUCUGUAAGAACCCCUUUACCACCAACAAUUCCUGAGGUGAAAAGAACUCCACCAGAUGAACCAUUUAUUAAUGCAGUUGGUGCUUUACAAGAUUUAUGUAUUGAAAACAAUUUACAAGAACCUAAGUAUAAUCAAAUUAAUGAGGUUGGGCCUCCACACGCAAAAAUUUUUAGUAUUCAAUGUACAGUAACAACUUUUAAAGAAAUUGGUAUUGCAAGGACAAAAAAGCAAGCUAAACAGGAGGCUGCUAAAAAGAUGUUAGAUAAAAUAAAUGAAUUGACAAAUGGCUUACACAUCGGAACUAAUAAAGAAUUAGACGAAAGGAAAGAUUAUAGUCAAAUUGCUAAAGCUCGAUAUCCUGCACUUUCAAGGUUACCCGCAUCUAGAAAAAUUAACUUAGGUGUUAAGAUAUCAGAGUAUCAUUUACAGUUUAAGAAUUUGUUUGAUACUGAAAUGCAGAAAGAACUAACUGAAAAAUUAACAUCUAUUAUUCCACGAAAUGAAAAUUAUAUUUCUGAAGAAUUUGUAGAAGAUCUGCUAAACAAAUUACAAGAUGUCUUGGCAAUCAUAGGGUUAGAUAUAACAACUUCAGUAUUCCCUUCAAUUACAGAGAAGAUUGUUGUAACUAUGAGAAUAGAUACAUCUCCUAGUAUUGUUGAAUUUGCAGUAGGAGCUACAAAAGCAGAUGCUGAAAUGCAUACAAUAAUAAAAUUGAUUAAAACUUUGAUACUUCUUUUAAAAUAAGGAUAGAAUAACUAUACAUAAAAUAAAUAAAUUUCAAAAUAUUUGUGUCAAAGAAUAUGUUUAUAUUGGAAGAAUAAUCGUGUAAUUUUUUUUUUAAUAUAUUGUAAUAUCUUAAAGUUAGAUAUCAGCUAAGCUUAUUAUAUCAAUUAAACAAUUUCACUGAGAGAGAGAGAGGGAGAGAGAGAGAGAGAGAGAGAGAGAGAGAAGUGAGGAUUUAUUAUUAUAGAUCCUAUUUCAAGUAAGAAACAUUUAUCUAAUUUUUACUUCUAUUACAAAAUAGUAUAAGCUAUAUGUGGGUGAGAUACUCUAUAAUAUACAAUAGUGUAUCACUUUAUAUAUACGUAAAUAUAUAAUAUUUAUGUAGUAUACCACAUAAUUGUUACAUAAAUUAAUAAUUUAGUAUAUUAUAUACAAUUUUCAUUUUUCAGGUAGUUUGCGACAAUUUGCUAAAGAAAUGUUUUCAACAAAACUUAGCUAGUUUCGAGUCUGCUACAUACUCAAUAUCAAAAACGUCCAAGAAAGUUUCUUUUCAAUAAAAAAAUCAAGGUUACGUUAACUUUAUUAAAUGGCACUUUAUAUUUUGGAUUUUAUAGAGUUUUAGCUGAUAUUAACAUGAAUUCAAUAGCUUACUAUACAAUAACCUUGAGAUGACCGAAUUCAGAAAUUUAUAUGCAAUAUACAGUUGUAGUUCAUUGUAAUAUGUAAUAUGAAAUUGUAUUAUUGAUAUCGUUGGAUUUACUCGAUAAAUUUAUUAGUUUGGUAGUUUUAGUCUUAUUUUGAAUAUAUAAUUUGAUCAAAGUAAAAUAAUUUUCCUUACUAUUAUAUUCCUAUUGAUUUAAUCUAAAUUUCAAAAUUCAAGGUUAUCUCAAGAUCAUAGCGCGAUAGGCCAUUGAAUUUGUCUAUCUUAUCGUCAGAGUCUGUGAAACCCAAAAUAUAAGGUGCUAUUUAAAAAAACCUCUUUAUUGAAAAAAAUUUUUCUUGGAUAUUUUUGAUAUCCAAGUAUAUAGCAGACCCAAAACUAAUUUUUAUUCAAAACAUUUCUUUGACAAAUUAUAGGAAACUGCCUGAAAAAUGAUGGAUAAUCUCAGAGUAUAUACUUUGUAUGUACAAAUACUUGUCUUAUUUGAAAUUAUUAAAUAUUAUGAAAAGGAUAUUCGAAUAACAUUAAUUGUUCUAUUUAAAAUUAUUAAAUAUGAUGAGCAGAAUUUGAAAUAUGAAAAUAUAAACAUCUAUCCUCUAUCAAGAUGUAAGAAUCUUAAACUUUCGUUCCGAAAAGACCAAGAUGGAUGUAAACAAGUAAUUUAUAUAUUUUUUGAGAAUUAUUAAUCAAAUGUUGUAUAUUACUAUUUACCUUCCAUGUUAAUAUCGUUUAUCUGAUAAUUAAUUCAGAAGACAGAUCAACUCAUUAAGGCCUGAAGGAUGUUGUAUGUAUAUAUCAUAUCGCAUUGGAAUACAAAUAUGUUCAUUUUACAAUUAAGUUAUACAAAUCUUUAAUCUUUAUAAUUUGUAAUCCAAAUUUUUUUAUUUCUUUUAUAUAAAAUUUUAUAUAAAAUCAGGCUGUAAAAUAAAUGACAAGAAUGACAAAAAUUUAAUAAAAAAUACUUUGAAGCAGUUUUAAAACUUUAA
Molecule: messenger RNA, 3102 nt
Organism: Bombus huntii
Lineage: Eukaryota; Metazoa; Arthropoda; Insecta; Hymenoptera; Apidae
Product: interferon-inducible double-stranded RNA-dependent protein kinase activator A-like
Exons: 5
Coding region: 478-1476 (332 amino acids)
Source: RefSeq, a predicted model, not a curated record